Messenger RNA from Microcebus murinus (gray mouse lemur), 2220 nucleotides. RefSeq names its product lysosomal protein transmembrane 5 (gene LAPTM5). Gene Ontology annotation, cellular component: lysosomal membrane. The record is from RefSeq and is a predicted model, not a curated record. NCBI's taxonomy places the organism in Eukaryota, Metazoa, Chordata, Mammalia, Primates, Cheirogaleidae.
GCAGCUGGCAGCUUCCCCUUUUCUGAUCUGCUCCAGGCUCUAGGCUCUUCACCCUCAGUGCCUCAGAGGAGGGGACAGCAGCACCAUGGCCCCCCACGCGGCCGCCAUCCGCCAGACCUGCUGCUGCUUCAACGUGCGCAUUGCCACCACUGCCCUGGCCGUCUACCAUGUGAUCAUGAGCGUCCUGUUGUUCAUCGAGCACUCGGUGGAGGUGGCCCACGGCAAGACCUCUUGCAAGUUCUCCAAGAUGGGCUACCUCAAGAUGGCCGACCUGGUCUCCAGCUUCCUGCUCAUCAUCAUGCUCUUCGUCAUCAGCCUGAGCCUGCUGCUCGGCGUGGUCAAGAACCGGGAGAAGUACCUGCUGCCCUUCCUGUCGCUGCAAAUCAUGGACUUCCUGCUGUGCCUGCUCACCCUGCUGGGCUCCUACAUCGAGCUGCCCGCCUACCUCAAGCUGGCCUCCCGCAGCCGCCCUGGCCCCUCCAAGGUCCCACUGAUGACCCUGCAGCUGGUGGACUUCUGCCUGAGCAUCCUGACCCUCUGCAGCUCCUACAUGGAAGUGCCCACCUAUCUCAACUUCAAGGCCAUGAACCACAUGAACUACCUCCCCAGCCAAGACAACGUGACGCAUAGCCAGUUUGUCAAGAUGAUGAUCAUCUUUUCCAUCGCCUUCAUCACCGUCCUCAUCCUGAAGGUCUACAUGUUCAAGUGCGUGUGGAGAUGCUACAGGUUCAUAAAGCACAUGAACUCGGUCGAGGACAAGAGCGACUCCAAGAUGCUGGACAAGGUGGUCCUGCCGUCCUACGAGGAAGCUCUCUCUCUGCCAUCCAAGGCGCCAGAGGGGGGCCCACCGCCGCCCCCAUACUCAGAGGUGUGACCUCGCCAGGCCCCAGCCCUGGUGCUGGGAGGGGCGGAGCUGCUUCGUAAUCCGCUUCUUUGCUUCGGUGGCCUCUGUGGCCUGGGCGGACCCCUGGCUGACUUCAGGACAAUCUGCUGUGUCUCCCUUGCUGGCCGGCUCCCCUGCAGGGCCCGUGAGGUGCUCGCAACUGGGCCAGCCCUCUGGGGCUGAACCACUUCUCGGGGCUCUCAAAACUCAGUCCACAAAUGCUUGGACUACUUCGAUCAGCUCCAACACUCGUUUAGAUGAUUGGUCAUUCUAAAUUUGGUGAGUUUCUUAAACAACUAUCAACUCGAUCAAUUCCACCAAGAAACUGACAAGCCAAAAACUCACUUGUCAGUUCAGUAAAGUAAUUUGGUCCAUUGCACUGGUUUGUAACAGCUCACACAGCGAUUUCGUUAUCAUCAAAGAGCCAGCUCCUAAAUAUACAUACACACACACACACACACACACACACACACACACACACACACACACACACAUUUAUAAUCAAUCUCUUCAAAUAGCUUGCUUAAGCAAUUAUCAAUUCGCCAACCAUAAGUCAUUUAGAAUAGUAACACAUAGAAUAGUGAUACAAUUCAAUUAAACAAUCAAGUUAGCUCCCAAAUAAUUUAAUUCAAAUUAACCCCACAACUGGCUGCCCACUCUGGUCAAUUUGGCUCCUCUGUGUGGCUGUGUAAUUAUUAACGCAAACGAACAUUCAGUUAAACGGUUGUCGAACUGUCAUUCAACAAUCAGCUGCAGGAAGUGACAGGAGUUUCUGUCACAGAACAGUCCCUUCACACACACGACCGUCUGGCUGCGGAUUGCCACCGCCCGCAGUCAAGUGCUUGCCGAUCCAGUCCCUCUGUGGUCACAUAGCCGUGGGCGCUGUGAGGUCACCUCCGUCCCCGUCACCUUACUAACCAGUUGUCAGUCCAUGCCGCAGGCCAGGCCACCGAUUGCCGUCAAGUCAGUCAUAGGGGAGUCAGCUCUGCACAGAGCUUGUGACCAAGCAGAAGUUCACCCCUGCAGUCAGGCACGCCCGUCUGCUGGACUAAACCCAGAGGUCACAAAACAGGCAACAGGCAACCCCCUGUGGGCGCAGACCCCGCGACGGGCCGUGGUGGUGGUGGCGGUCACAAGGGUUUGGCCCCAGCAGCCCCUACUGCCUGCUUCCCUGUGGCCGGGCUCCCGAGGGAGCUGACCCAGAAGCGGGGACAGGGCUGUGGAGGCCGGCGUCUGGGGUCCGUGGGGGGCACAGAGGGAGAGGCUGUGCAGGAGACUCUGCACUGACACCCCUUUGUGCAUUGCUUUGUGUUUCAAUAAAGCAGCAACAAGCUUCU